AUGGCAGAAGGAAGCAGCACCUAUGUGCCUAAGUUUGUGGGGCACUAUGAUCAUUGGGCUGAGCUGAUGGAGAAUCUGCUUCGUUCCAAGGAGUAUUGGAAUGUUGUAGAUCGCGGCGUCAUGGUGAAUGUCGCAGGGGAAGUACGGUCUUUCUCCUCAGUGGUGGCAGAAGGAAGUCAACCCACUGAUGCUCAACGGAAGGAGCAUGAAGACAACAAGCUGAAGGACUUGAAGGCAAAGAACCUUCUCUAUCAAGCAAUCGAACGAGAUGUGCUUGAGACCAUUCUUGACAGAAGCUCCUCAAAGGCAAUCUGGGACUCCAUGAAGCAAAAGUUUCAGGGUUCAACGCGGGUUAAAAGGGCACAACUGCAGUCUUUACGUUGUGAUUUUGAAGUUCUUCGCAUGAAGGAAGGAGAAUCGGUGAAUGCUUACUUUGCUCGUGUUUUAUCCAUAGCCAACAAAAUGAAGGCUCAUGGAGAGAAUAUGAGUCAAACAAUGAUCACGGAAAAAAUCCUUCGAUCAAUGAUUUCUAAGUUCAACUACGUAGUAUGUUCGAUUGAGGAGUCCAACAACAUGACUACAAUGACCAUUGACGAACUUCAGAGCAGCCUUCUUGUGCAUGAGCAAAGAAUGAAGGGUCAAGGUGAGGAAGAGCAAGUCCUCAAGGUCACCCAUGAAGACAAAACAGGAAGAGGUAGGGGACGAGGAGUUGGGAGAGGUGGACGUGGUAGAGGAAGACAAACCUUCAACAAAGCCACGGUUGAAUGCUCCAAAUGUCAUAAACUUGGGCAUUUUCAAAACGAGUGUCCUAGUUGGGAGAAGGGUGCCAAUUAUGCCGAGUUGGAUGAGGAGGAAGAGCUUCUACUGAUGGCUUACAUUGAGGACAAGAAUGCCAAGAGAGAAGGUGUUUGGUUCCUAGACUCAGGAUGUUCUAACCACAUGUCAGGAAGCAAGGAUUGGUUCAUAGAGAUGGAUGAGCAAUUUAGACACUCAGUAAAGUUAGGCAACGGUGCAAGGAUGACUGUGAUGGGAAAAGGGAGCAUUAAGCUUGAGACCGAAGGUUUAACCCAAGUGGUAAGAGAUGUGUUUUACAUUCCUGAGCUCAAGAAUAAUUUAUUGAGCAUUGGUCAACUUCAAGAGCGAGGACUUGCUAUUGUCAUGAAAGAUAAGGCAUGUAAAAUAUAUCAUCCUACGAGAGGUCUUAUUAUGCAAACUCUAAUGGCAGCUAAUAGGAUGUUUGCUUUACUAGCCACUAUGAUUACUCAGCCUUCAAAAUGUCUAAUAGCAAGCACGGAUGACUUAUCAGACCUGUGGCAUCGUCGUUAUGGUCAUGUGAACAACAAAAGCCUCAAAGUCUUAGAGAGCAAGCAACUUGUCAAAGGACUUCCCCAACUCAAAGCCAUGAACAAAGCAUGCACAGUGUGUCAUCGUGGAAAACAACAUCGAGCAGCCAUUCCUAAGAAGAGUCAGUGGAGGGCUUCAAAGAAACUUCAGUUAGUUCAUGCCAAUUUGUGUGGUCCAAUCACUCCAACUUCAAGCAGCCUAAAAAGGUAUUUGUUGUGCUUUAUCGACGAUUUCAGUAGAAAAGCUUGGAUUUAUUUCUUAGCCGAGAAGAGUGAAACUUUUUCUAUGUUCAAAGUAUUUAAAAAUAUGGUUGAAAAAGAGUCUGGGUGUGAUAUAUGUUGUUUGAGGAAAGAUAGGGGAGGUGAGUUCACUUCCAAGGAGUUCAACGUGUUUUGUGUUGAUCAUGGCAUUAAGAGACAACUCACUGCUGCCUAUACUCCUCAACAGAACGGAGUGGCAGAACGUAAGAAUCGAACUAUAUUAAACAUGGUUCGAUGCUUGCUUUCAGAGAAGGAGAUGCCUAAACUUUUUUGGCCAGAAGCAGUUCGAUGGGGAUUGCAUGUGUUAAAUAGGAGUCUAACUGUGGCAAUAAAAGGAAAGACUCCUGAAGAGUGUUGGAGUGGAAAAAAACCCAAUGUCAAGUACUUCAAAGUUUUCGGCUGCAUUGCUAACGUGCAUAUUCCUGACAAGAAUAGAGCAAAGUUAGAUGAGAAGAGUCAUAAAUGCGUGUUUCUUGGCAUUAGUGAAGAAUCUAAAGCCUAUCGGCUUUAUGAUCCUACGGCUAAAAGGGUGAUUGUUAGUAGGGAUGUUGUGUUUGAAGAGAAUGAGAGCUGGAAUUGGAGGAGGAGUGAUGAAGAUGUGAGGAGUGAUGUCUUUACUUGGGUAGAUAGUGAUGAUGGGGAAAUCAGUGACUAUGAUGAGGAAGAAGAAGAAGAAGAAGGUGAAGAUGAGGAAGAACAAGUAGAAGGAGCUGAUUCGGGUACAGAAGAGUUGGAAGGAGAAAAUGAUGCUGCUACACCAGAGGAGAGAGUUAGGAGAGCACCUCGAUGGAUGGAAGACUAUGUUAGUGGAUCCAAUAUGUUUUGA
Molecule: messenger RNA, 2430 nt
Organism: Prunus armeniaca (apricot)
Lineage: Eukaryota; Viridiplantae; Streptophyta; Magnoliopsida; Rosales; Rosaceae
Source: the annotation of a GenBank genome assembly